AUGGACUGGGAGAAGUCACUGAACCCAUCCAGGGUGAACUCUUCUACUCCAGCUUUUCCUUCUUCAUCCCCAGCCAUGUCUGACUCUUCAUCCUCCUUUUCCUCCUCUUGCUGCAACUCUUCUCGCCCCUUCUUCUUGACCUCCCCAUUCUCAGCUUCUUCCUUUUCUGGCCUGGACCUCCUGUUUAACCUCAAGCUCCUCUUCAUCCCUCUCUACUCUGCUGUGGUCCUAAUCGCCUGCUCUGGGAACCUCCUACUGCUCUUUCUCAUCUGGCACAACAAGAAAAGACACAACACCACAAACUUCCUCAUUAGCAACCUGGCGCUCGUCGACCUGGUCAUGUCCAUCUUCUGUGUCCCUUUGACGGCAUCCUACGCUUUUGACAAGCGUGGUUGGGUAUUUGGACCCCACAUGUGUCAUUUUGUCACUGUAAUGCAGUCUGCAGCUGUCUACGCAGCGGUCCUGUCCCUCAUGGCCAUUGCAGUCGAUCGUUACGUUGUUGUGGCUUAUCCCAUUCGCAAGAGAGCUGGUUGCCAGUUUUGCUGGGCUCUGGUGGUCCUAAUCUGGCUGUCUUCUCUGGCUUUAUCCGCACCUACAGCGCUGCACACUGUCUACUUGGACCUGCGGGCUGCAGGCCUGCAGAUGGCCGUGUGUGAGGAGUUCUGGGAUGGCCAGGAGCGAGGUCGCCUCAUCUACUCCUGUUUCAUUCUCUUCUUCUCCUACUUUGUCCCUCUGGCUGCUGUCUCCAUUUCCUACUGUGCUAUAUCCUAUCAGUUGAAGCAGAGGACCACAUCUGGUUUGACCGCAUGUCCAGAGCUGAGAUCUGCGAGGGCCACCUGGAGCAGACGGAGGAGAAAGACUUUCUGCCUGCUGCUGGUGUCCGUCCUCUGUUUUGCCUUUUCAUGGCUCCCCUUACAGGUGGUGAAUCUGAUCCGUGACCUUGACACAGACUUCUCCAUCUUGGGGAAGAAUUACAUUAAUGUCAUCCAGGUGUCGAGUCACCUGUUUGCCAUGAGCUCUGCUUGCUACAACCCUUUUAUUUACGCCUCAUUACAUGACAAGUUCCUGUCCUACCUGUGUCGCCACAUCCUGUCCCGGAGAAGAGGAAAAGGAAAGGACCAGGGUCGAGUGUCAAGCAUCCUGACAAUGUCUCAUAGAAUGCCACGUCUUCACAACUCCACCAUUGUGGCAGAUUUUCCAGGUGCUGCUGCAAAUAACAUGGUUCUUCAAGACAAUUACGCUUAA
Molecule: messenger RNA, 1245 nt
Organism: Seriola dumerili (greater amberjack)
Lineage: Eukaryota; Metazoa; Chordata; Actinopteri; Carangiformes; Carangidae
Gene: prlh2r
Product: prolactin-releasing peptide receptor-like
Exons: 2
Coding region: 1-1245 (414 amino acids)
Biological process (GO): G protein-coupled receptor signaling pathway
Cellular component (GO): neuron projection; plasma membrane
Molecular function (GO): neuropeptide Y receptor activity; neuropeptide binding
Source: RefSeq, a predicted model, not a curated record